Messenger RNA from Pseudovirgaria hyperparasitica, 1260 nucleotides. Its product is annotated as putative fructose-bisphosphate aldolase. Gene Ontology annotation, molecular function: aldehyde-lyase activity; zinc ion binding. The transcript has a single exon. The record is from RefSeq and is a predicted model, not a curated record. The coding region runs from base 104 to 1030 and encodes 308 amino acids. Lineage: Eukaryota; Fungi; Ascomycota; Dothideomycetes; Acrospermales; Acrospermaceae. Gene Ontology annotation, biological process: carbohydrate metabolic process.
UCACCCUGUCAGGGGUCCACCACAGCACCUCGGAGAAGUCGCCGAUGGGCCACUAAAGUUUAUGCUUGCUUAUGAUAAAUAGAUCUGUUCUCCGGUGGGCAGAAUGAGCAUUCACGACUCUGACGCCAUCAAUUGGUCCGAAACUGAGAUAAUCGAAAUCAACAUGGUGAAUCCCGGUAUGAAGCAUAAUCGCGCGCUCAAGAUCCUCAACGAUGCCGCGGCUGGUGGAUACGGCAUACCAUCCAUGUGUUGCUACAACGUCGAAGGAAUCAUCGCGACCAUUCGGGCCGCCGAAGCGAAACGCUCUCCGGCUAUGAUCCUAUUGUUUCCAUGGGCAGUACAAUACGCAGACUCUUUACUUGUCCAUCUCGCCGCUGAAGCAUGUUCGAAAGCCAAGGUCCCUGUUACGUUACACAUGGACCAUGCGCAAGAUCCAGAGAUGAUCAAACGAGCGGCUGAUAUGGGUGGUUUUGAUAGCAUCAUGGUCGACAUGAGCCAUUACGACAAGGAGGAGAAUCUGAGGUUGACGCAUGAAUUGACCGAGUACUGUCAUGCACGAGGGAUCGCCACGGAAGCUGAGCCAGGUCGAAUCGAAGGGGGCGAGGAUGGUGUGAGCGAUACGGCAGACCUUGAGGGAGUCUUAACGACACCAGAAGAAGCGAGAGAGUUCGUCGAUACUGGAAUCGAUUGGUUAGCCCCGGCAUUUGGCAACGUCCACGGCUCGUAUGGACCGCGUGGAAUUCAGCUCGAGUACGAAAGGCUGGACGGUAUCAACAAAGAGGUUGGCAAAGAAGUUCGAUUAGCCCUUCAUGGAGCCGAUCCCUUCACCAUGGAAAUUUUCCAAAGGUGUAUCGGUCAUGGGAUUUCGAAGAUCAACAUAAAUAAGGUAAUGAACAAUGAGGUAAUGAACGUGUGGAAGGAGAAAGCCGGCACGGCGCCACUCACGAGUGUGAUAGAAGAAGGUACUAAUAAUAUGCAAAAGGCCGUCGAGAGGUGUAUGGACAUGCUCGGAUCGACUGGAAAAGCUUGAGGGACAAAACGCAUGGUAUGGUGCGGGCCUGAGUACAAAGAAGAUUUGAUAUCAUGGCAAUUUUAGGGUCUAGAACUGGUAUUCAACUGAAAUGCAAUGUUUGUCUGAGAUCGGUUUGAAAGGGUCGACGUUCGUAGCUAAUACCCGUACGGGAGUAAGGUAAAUGACGCCACGCAAAACAACAACCUAAAAGCGCGACCAAAGCUGAUGAGUGGGACCCUAGAGAAAUA